Molecule: messenger RNA, 1455 nt
Organism: Rhipicephalus sanguineus (brown dog tick)
Lineage: Eukaryota; Metazoa; Arthropoda; Arachnida; Ixodida; Ixodidae
Exons: 4
Coding region: 1-1455 (484 amino acids)
Molecular function (GO): zinc ion binding; nucleic acid binding
Source: RefSeq, a predicted model, not a curated record
AUGGCAGAUGACGCUAUAUUGCACCCACUUGGCAAAGAUACUUCCAGCGGUGAAGACGGACACUAUGAAUCUGGCCACACCACGCGCCUCCUUUCCAAGAAUUGCACUGAGUUCAGUUCAAGGCAACUGACAAAAGAUGCCGAAGCCUACUGCAGCGAACAGGAGCCGAAAGUAUUUUCCAGCCUGAAGGAUUCACGGGAUAACGGCGAGGUAUCUGAGAACCCUGGAAGGCUACGAGACAGCAUAUUGGCCACGAGAUCGAAAGAGCCGGCACCUAGCGACGAGCUGAAGAAAUUCCGAUGUGUGGAUGCCGGUGGCCCAUCGCCGCUCCAGCAGCAGUGUCUAUUGGGAACCAACCAACCAACCAACAAGCUCUCUGCUGGGAACAGCGUAUCGGCCUCAGGCCGAGGAUCAUCAACCCCGUUUCUUGACGAAGAUUCAAGCUACAAAGUCGUCCUGCCUCGUCUACCAACCGGUAACGAUGUUUUGAAUUCCGUUUUCCUUCAUGCCGACUUGAGUGGUAGACCGUAUCGUGCCCCAGACUUCCGUGACGCGCUGCUCGAAGUGGUGACCACUGCAGAUAUCAUAGGUGUGGGACAAUAUCAAAUGAGCCACGUAUGGAUGGUUACGUGUGCAAGCAGCGCGGCGAAACAGAAACUUGUCACCCGUGGUGAGCUCCGUGUAAAAGGGCGGAAGUGCAUGGUGAUAGACCUGGAGACCAAGAACAUUAAGCUAAAGCUUCUAUGGCUUCCACCUCAUCUUGAAUCACGGCGUGUGGAAGAGGCGUUCCAAGCUUACGGUGUGGUGAAGUCCGUUGACAGAGAGGUGUGGAGGUGUGCUGGUAUGGAGCACGGGAUGACAACAAAUAGGGAUGUUUCCUUGGAGCUCAAGGACACCAUCACUGUGAGCUCAAUACCGCAUAUUAUGUCUAUCUACGGUCACCAGUGCCUAGUACUUAUUCCCGGUAGGCCUCCGCUGUGUCUUCGUUGCAAGCGAGUGGGGCAUGUCCGUCGACAAUGCAAAACACCGAGGUGCAUGCCGUGCCAUCGAUUCGGUCAUUCGUCGGAUGCCUGCGUGUCGACUUACGCCAGCAAGCUUCGUUCUGGCCAAUCUAGCGCAGAAGAGCCGCAUCUGGACCAUCUCAUGGAUGCUACGGAGGUAGUUGAUGCGACAGGAGAAGCAACCGGAGAAGCAGUAGGUGGCAUAAAGGAAGAUCAACACUUGUCCAUGGAAGCCAUGCCCAGCAGCCACAAUAACACUGCUAAAGACAUCAGCGAAGACAUCAGCGAUGAGAUUACUGCAGGGGAACACUCCCAGCAAGAACUUAAAGAAAAGCCUCCUGAUGACGAGGGAGAAGAAGAGGCAAUGGAUAGCAGCCAGACCAGGAAACGUCCGGCACCGCUCAGCGACGAAGCAAGAACAAGGCCACACAACAUUAAUACCAAAAAGUACUGA